Coregonus clupeaformis (lake whitefish) is the source of this 3346-nucleotide messenger RNA. Its product is annotated as ras-related protein Rab-18. The transcript is spliced from 6 exons. Gene Ontology annotation, molecular function: GTP binding; GTPase activity. The coding region runs from base 111 to 761 and encodes 216 amino acids. The record is from RefSeq and is a predicted model, not a curated record. Lineage: Eukaryota; Metazoa; Chordata; Actinopteri; Salmoniformes; Salmonidae.
CGGAAGUGCGAGAAAGUAUCCAAUGUUGGUUGUCUUAUCAUCCAGCUCCCCUGCUGACAAACAUAAACUCUUCUAGGGUGUAUUUUUACAGCUAUACAUAGAAUACGAAGAUGGAAGACGACGUUUUGACAACACUGAAAAUAUUAAUAAUUGGAGAAAGUGGCGUUGGGAAGUCCAGUCUUCUCUUGAGAUUCACGGAUGACACAUUUGACCCGGAAUUAGCAGCAACAAUAGGCGUUGAUUUCAAAGUGAAGACCAUUUCAGUGGAUGGGAACAAGGCAAAGUUGGCAAUAUGGGACACGGCUGGCCAGGAGCGUUUCCGAACCCUGACGCCUAGUUACUACCGGGGCGCGCAGGGAGUCAUCCUGGUGUAUGACGUAACGCGACGGGAUACUUUCACCAAGCUGGACAACUGGCUCAAUGAGCUGGAGACGUACUGUACAAGGAAUGACCUCGUCAAGAUGCUGGUCGGGAACAAAAUUGAUAAGAGGCCAGUGCUAAGACGCGAGAUGGGGUGCAGUGUGCGUUUGAGGAGCUGGUUGAGAAGAUCAUCCAGACCCCGGGACUGUGGGAGAGCGAGACGCAGAGCCGAGGAGUCCAGCUGGGCGGGCAGGACCAUGCUGCAGGGGGGAGCUGUGGGGGCUACUGCUCCCUGGUGUAGACCACACAUACUCACACACACACAUACAUAUACAAAAAUCACAUACACACAUAACAUACACAAACACUUGAAAGACAACCUACCAAACACUGAUGGCUGAUGUCCUUUGAAGAGGACUGUGAAGGCUAUGGUAUUCAGACUAUUUCCCCCAUCAGCCCCUGAGGUGUGGUGUGAGGCAGGGCUGUUCCUGACCAGCACCCUAAGCUUCCUGGCUGUGAGCAUUCAUAGGGACAUUGCUGUUUGCACACUUCCUGCUAUCAUAGCUAUAAUGCUGUUUAUAAGUCGUCAUCCCUGUCUUUCUUUCUCUCUCUCUGUCUAUUUGUCCACUGACUGGAAUGGAGAAAAUGAAAUGAGUGUAUGACUUGGUAAUGAAUAGUGAGGAAAAAACAAAAUACCAUGAAUAGCACAUGGGGGGAUUAUUUUUAUCUAGCAAAGAUUUUUUUUAAAUCACCUGUUCAUAAUUUGUUUUUUUAUGACUUUUCUUUGCCCUCCCCUCCCAACACUUUCUAUUUUCUUUGAAUAUGUAGAUUCCCCCUACUUUCUCUCCCUUAGCACUUUGUUCCUCUUAGCAAGGCAAGCACAACUAGGGUGUGUUGGCUACAGAGAUGAUACUCCAGUGUAUCUGCCCCGUGUGAUCAUGCAGCCUUGUAAUCCUCCAGUGCUCACCCUCCUAACAGCGCUGUGUUUUAUAGUCUUAUCAGCCCAAGUCGUCACGUAUUCCCUUUCACCACCCAAUCCCACAUAAUGAGUCUCUCUUUCUCUCUCUGUUGUCCACAAACCUCUUUUGUUCGAAAGUAAUAGUUACCAAGUUUCUGGAAUGAAGUUUUACUACUUUUAUUGACUUGGACUCCAAACUUUCAGUGUGUUUUUGAAGAGUUUAUAAAUCAAACAGAUUGGCAGGCACCGGGGGGUUUGCUUUCCAUUGUGUGUGUUAUGAAAAAGAAACUAAACGAACGAACGCUGCUGUUUUGUUUCUAGUUGUUCUAAUGGGCUGUGACCAACCAGGCAAUCUGCCACUCAGACAGAUGAUAUUAGUAAUAUCAACGCUAUAGCCUAGCUUCAGCUUUUCAUAAUACAUCCCUAUCCCUAAGUGGAAAAAAAGACAAUGUCAUAUGGGUGUUUCCAUUGAAAUCUGAAAUUAAAGAAAGAGGCUUAAGCCCUGUACAAAUGCUUUUUGCAGAGUUAUUUUUCUCCAUUUAUACUGUUCAAUCAAACUCCAAACAAAAUACAUUUUCAGCAUUCUAAUUAAUUUCUACAUUUCCUGCACUUUUAUUAUAAUUUCCACUCUGUGCCAUGCAGGAUGAUAUGAGCAAAAUAAUAUAGGCCUAGUUAAUUGGUGAACUGUUGGAAUGAUGGAAAUAUAAUGAUUAUUCUAAUUCUAUAGUUGGAAUAUAGUGGGCAGCACCUUGAAUACAUUGUUUGACAUGACAAAUGAAUAAAUAAGAGAGGAAUUAUUGACAGGGUAGGAAACAAAGUGUUGGUCAGUGUUUCCAGGUGACCCUAAUUAAAUGUCUUACUUCAUGUAUCUAGCUAGCCAACAUAUUCAUGCUUCGCCUAUUCCUCUCUGAUAAGAUACCGUUGCACAAACAUGCCUAUCUAGGCUUACACCAGCUAACUAGCGAUUAGAAUUAGCAGCUAACUCAAAUUAUUUUAGCAACACCUUGCUAAGAAAAGACAAACUAGCAGGUAGUAGUUUGCAGACAGUGAGAUACACAAACUAAUAGUGUAUAGAACGCUUGUGGAAAGCAGCAUGUCGCCAACAUUGUUGCAUCAGUCUGACCAUGCAGAGUGAAUGGCAAGAAUGUGCUUGUGACUCUGUGGUCGAGCAACUGCUGUCUUGAGUGAUGGGGCAGGGCUUAGUGUUGUUAGUGGCAUGCAGCAGAGGGAAAGAGACCACUCAAGUAGCAAACAGAGUAAACUAUAAAAACUGACAUUAUACGCGCCAGAGUUAACAAACCAAACCUAGAAAUACAGUUUAUAGAAGGUAAAGUAAAAACUCAAACCGGUUCGAGCAUCAAUACCGGUAUAUAGUAAAAUACGGUAUACCGCCUAGCCGUACAUGAGUGCCAGAAUGUGGUUGCGAAAUGUAGUUUUGGGUGGCCAUACCUAUUACCUAUAUUUGUGGCAGGAGUGACACAGAUGCCUUUACAGUAUGUCUAAUCAGAAAAUAAUUAUUUCUUAUCAUUAAUUGCAUGAGAAUUCUUAUUUUAUUUUGACCUUGUUCAUGUUUGUUCUAGGAAUGACUUGCAGAGACAGUUGGAUUGUGUCCCAAAUGGCUCCCUAUUCCCUAUAUAGUGCUCUAUAUAGGGAAUAGGGUGCCAUUUUGGACACAAACUUGGACUGUAUCAACCACACUUACACAACACUAGUUAGAUUUACCUGCAUCCUGAACCUUCCAAACAGGUUUAUAGAGUAUACUACGUUGGGAUUUUAUACGGUCUAUUUGUCCUGAACGAACUAGAUGUCUGCUUUAUGAUUGAAACAGACUUUAACUCUUGAACUCUGUUCUGUGUUCUUUUUUGUUUAUAUGUGACAGCAUAUAAACACAUUGUAAAUGAAUGUGUGUAUCUAGGAAUUCUAUGAAAAUAUGUAUAAUUCCUGUAUGGAUUGUAAAAAAAUGUAUGUAUCCAUAUUACAAUUAUAAACCGCCCUAUGUAUUAAGUGAAUAAAAUACUUUUUAAAGGA